Messenger RNA from Vicia faba (fava bean), 495 nucleotides. The record is from the annotation of a GenBank genome assembly. Lineage: Eukaryota; Viridiplantae; Streptophyta; Magnoliopsida; Fabales; Fabaceae.
AUGAAGAGAAACAAUAUUUUUAAUUCAGUAACUCUGGUCCUCCUCACAUUUCUUACAUUUGUGCUGAAAAUGGAGAGCCAUAUUGGGCCACCGGUUAUUCACCUGCCACCACCGUCUUUUCGCCCACUUUGUGCACCUCAGCUAGCACUAGUAAGUUAUGCUUGUGGAAUGUUACCUUUCACUCCAGGAUCACAUCCUUCUCCAAUCUCGCCCCCACCCUCUCCUUCAUCCCCAGACGACGACGAAGGACGUCAGAGUCACCACGACGAGGGACAUCAGAGUCACAACCACACGCGCGGACACAGACACAGGCACCGACACCACAGAACCUCACAAGAAGAUAACUGUUGCCGGUGGGCUAGAGACAUAGACAGCCGAUGUGUGUGUGAGAUUCUAGUUAAGUUGCCUCUUUUCCUCACAAGACCUUUGCAUGAAUACACAGUGGUGAUUGGAGAAUCUUGUACGGUCACUUACUCAUGUGGUGGACCAAUAUGA